AUGGAGUGGAGUUUGGGAGUGAAGCUGCUGCUGCCAUUGCUGUGGGCAAUCCACUGCAGACCGGCAGGGGCAGAUGGAGCAAGCGGCUACACAUCGGUCAUCGAGGUGACCAACGGUGGCCCCUGGGGUGACUGGGCCUGGCCUGAGAUGUGUCCUGAUGGAUUCUUUGCUAGCGGCUUCUCGCUCAAGGUAGAGCCCUCCCAAGGCAUUCCCGGUGAUGACACAGCUCUGAAUGGAAUUCGGCUGCACUGUGCUCGUGGGAAUGCAGAGCGCAACACUCAUGUGGUGGAGUCCCAGUCUGGAAGGUGGGGUGCGUGGAGUGAACCUCUGUGGUGUCCUGGAGGUGGCUUCCUUGUGGCAUUCUCGCUCCGGGUGGAGGAACCCAAGACCCCUGGGGACAACACAGCUGCAAACAACCUGCGCUUCCGCUGCUCUGAUAGCACGGAGCUGGAGGGACCUGGUCUGACCUGGGGAGACUUUGGAGACUGGAGCAAGUCAUGCCCCAAAGGAGUGUGUGGCUUGCAGACUAAGGUGGAGCAGCCCAGGGGUCUUCGUGAUGACACCGCGCUGAACGACGUGCGCUUUUUCUGCUGCAGAAGUUGA
Messenger RNA from Sorex araneus (European shrew), 603 nucleotides. RefSeq names its product vitelline membrane outer layer 1 homolog (gene VMO1). Lineage: Eukaryota; Metazoa; Chordata; Mammalia; Eulipotyphla; Soricidae. The coding region runs from base 1 to 603 and encodes 200 amino acids. The record is from RefSeq and is a predicted model, not a curated record. The transcript is spliced from 3 exons.